Molecule: messenger RNA, 3088 nt
Organism: Polistes canadensis
Lineage: Eukaryota; Metazoa; Arthropoda; Insecta; Hymenoptera; Vespidae
Gene: RYBP
Product: YY1-associated factor 2
Exons: 3
Coding region: 913-1428 (171 amino acids)
Biological process (GO): positive regulation of DNA-templated transcription
Cellular component (GO): nucleus
Molecular function (GO): DNA binding; transcription coregulator activity
Source: RefSeq, a predicted model, not a curated record
AUGAAAUAGUAUUUUGGUCCGUGUUCGGGAUUCCGCUGUUCGGCUGAUAGAGAAACAGCGUUACAAAUUGUUUGUCAAUAUUUUAGAGUUUCAUAAUAUUUAAACGUUCUUUUAAUAGUUAUAAAGUUUUCAUCUUUAUAUUUUUAUAAUGAUCUAUCCAAGUGAACAAAUCUUUUCAUCUUUGACCCUUUGAAAGUGAUCGUUGUCCCAAUUUUUUCCUAUCGAGGGUAUGGAAUAUUUCAAUGUGUACGCGCAUACUCUACACACACAUCUAUUAUAGUAUAUAAUAUGUGUGUAUGAUACAUCGACGAUACUGUCAACGAGUGUGUUAUGCAUGUGCAAUGAUGCUACUUCUAUAUGCAACUCUCUCCCAUCUGUUUGAUUAACAAGGAGAAUGUUUAAAAUAUUUCUUAGCAGUCAAAAGGAUUGAUUAUAUCUCAGAAAGAUCUUAUCCAAUUACACAAAACUCCAAUUAUAUAUAGAAGUAGUAAAAAGAUGCAAUUCUAUUUUAUAAAAAGUGAUACCUUCAUGUAAUAAGAAAUAGAAAAACAAGAAAAUAGGUAAUUUUUAAUUUUGAGAAGAAUAAGAUAUUAUCUUGUCACUACAUUUUGAUAUACGCCAAACAUGUACGUUAUCAGAACAAUCAUGUAUCCAAGAUAUGUAGGUGGUCGAUUUAACACGGAUGCAUACAUCAGACAAUUGUGUAUCCUAUUUAGUUGAUGCACACAGUAUUGUCUUAGAGACAUUCGUUAUUUUUAUUGCAUAUCUUUAUUCUUGCUCUUUUUGAGCAUUCUUAUUGUCAUAGAAUAUUCAGUGUUCACAAAAUCACUUUUAAUGAGGCUGAAAUCACGAACAAGAAAGCAAACUCUCUUUUGAGAAAGUACAGUGUUUAACGACUGACUUUGAUGAACAAUGAACCAUUCCGGAAGUGGAAAACGUCAGGCGAAGGUUUUGGAAGAAAAUUAUUGGGACUGCAGUGUCUGCACGUAUAGAAAUACAGCGGAAGCAUUUAAGUGCCUCAUGUGUGACGUCCGUAAAGGAACUUCUACGCGGAAACCCCGCAUUAAUCCUCAGUUAGUGGCACAACAGGUUGCACAACAACAAUAUGUGCCACUGUUAAAGCCUGGAAAAAAAGAAGGAAGUAGUGGUGGUAGUACGACUAGCAGUGGAAAAGAAAAAGACCGCAAACUGGACAAACCAAGGCGUAAGAGUAGGCAUCCACCACGUCUUAAAAAUAUAGAUCGUAGUACGGCUCAAACCAAUGAAGUAACGGUAAAUAACGUUACCGUUGUUAUUACUGAAUAUAAACCCAAAGUUAAAAAAAGUUCGGAUCAGUCUGGUAUUUCCAGCAGUGCUUCUUCUGAAAACGGAAGUCAGCAUGAUUCCAAUCAAGACUCUAGAAGUCUGGAUAUAGGAACUGAUGCCUAGGUCAAUACUAUGUCACAUAUAUGUGUGGAUUAUUAUAAUUAAUAUAUUAUAUGUCACUUUCCAUGUACAGUCGUACAUCUUGUGGGCAAAAGCAACAACUUUGUCAUCUAUUACAGCUACACAAUAAGUCAGGUAUUUUAUGCUAUCAAUGGAAUGUUUUUUUUAAAUACUUUUUUCGUAAUGAUCAGCACUAUUUAAGACAAGUUACUUGUGAUUUAAGAAGAAAUUGUACUUAAUCAUCUUAUGUUUAUUUACUAAUUGUGAAUGUUACAUAAUUAUUAAUGUUUGUUUAAAAAGCUCUUAUACCAAAUUGGUUCGUAUAUCAUAAAGUGUUAUUUUAUUUAAUUUACAGGUAAUGCAUAUUUAAAAAUAUUAUAAAUUUAUAUCCAUUGUUAACAUAAAUAAUGUCCUAGACUUUUACUAAAUUUAAAAAACCACUGCCAGAGAGUAUGUUACAAGAUUAUUAUUACUAUUAAAAUUUUUUAACAGAGCUCAUGACACAUUAGAUGUCAUUAUGCAUUGUAUGAAUAGUUUUAGUUGACGUGCUUGUGUGAGCAAAAAUAUAUCAAAUAACUGGCACUGGUAUAUAUACACAUCUUUUUUGCAUUCCAAUUUAUUGAAUCAUUUGAUUAAAGAAAAGAUAUGUUAUUUCUAUUUUACUUGAAAAUAUGGAGACAAUUUUUUUUUGUAUAAAUCAUGUACUUUUAAUUUUUUCUGUAGCAUAAAAUGGAAUGUGAAGUAGCUAAUUAAUUUUUAUUUUAUUUUUAAUGUAGUUUAUACCUCAAUAAACGAAAUCUUAUAUUUUAUUUUGAAGUGCUCACACUUUGCAUUAUAAUAUUUUCAUGUUUAAUCGAAAUAUUUGUCUUGGGACAAUUAAACUCAAUAAUUUAAAUAUAUUUUAUUAGUUUACUUGUUACGCCUCUUUUUUGUAUUAAUUAUAAUUUAUAUAAUUUGUAGAUUACGUCUUUUGUUUAUAUUUUUGGUUUUUUUAAUAAUUUUUAAAUAUUUUAUAAUUGAACAUUUCAAUAAUUAUUAUAAAUUUCUAAUAGCAAACCUACCCUGUAUAAUAACAAAAUGGAAUUUGCAUAAACAUGCAAAUUUAUAAACAUAAAUGCAAAAUAUUACAUUGCAACAAUUAAUAGUCGAUUUUAAUAACUAUCUGAUCACUAUAAACUGCGAUCUAUAAUUAUUUUUAUAUUUAUUUUUAUCCAUUUUACACUAUCGUGAUACAAAUUAUAUUAUAGACUCAAAACAUUUACGAAAUUUAAAAAAAAAUUUAUAAAAAUCACUGAUAAUAUAAUGAUUUUUUAAGUAUAUUGAGUUAUCAUAUACAUUAUUGAAUUAGUUAGACUAUUGCGCUAAAUGAAAUAAUAUCGAUGAAUCUAAGUUAUAAAUUUAAAGUGAAAGUAAAUGAAAAACCUUUUGUGAAUACUUAUAUAAAUAUUCAAUAAUUUACUGAGAAUUUUAACAUACUAUAUAAGUAAAAUAAAGAACAUUUUUUCACGAAUUCAUUAUAUAUCAUUGUAUUGAGUGGUGUAGUUAUCAAUAUUGAGUUUAUUUAUCUUUUUUAAAAUUCACAUUUCAAAAGUAAUCUUCUUGUCAUAUUUAUUGUAUAAACUCUUUUUGCAAAUGUUGUUAUUAAAUAAAUAAUGUUUGGCAA